Messenger RNA from Vespa crabro (European hornet), 581 nucleotides. RefSeq lists its product as uncharacterized. The transcript has a single exon. Lineage: Eukaryota; Metazoa; Arthropoda; Insecta; Hymenoptera; Vespidae. The record is from RefSeq and is a predicted model, not a curated record. Bases 100 to 390 code for a protein of 96 amino acids.
AUUUUUAUUUAUUAUUAAUUGGAAUAAAAAGAUAUUUCAACUUAUUUAAUUAAUAUAAUAUUGAAUUAUAGAUACAAAAUAUCUUCUACUAAGAACAAUAUGUCUGAAAUACCGAAAAAUGGAAAUCACAGUAAAGGAAAUGAACUAGUCGUUACAGAUUCUGUUCAUGAAAGAUUCCGUGAGGGUCAUGUUUAUUGUGACAUUUGUAAAAUUUAUGUUGUUAGAAAUAGUAAAGAGAUAAGUAAACAUUUUAAUAAUAAUCAUCCUUCUACUAUAAUGUGCCAUUACUGUAAAAAUAAGGUAUUCAAAUAUCGAGAUUUAAGAAACGUUGAUUCUGAUAUCAAAGAAUCUCGAGAAUUUAUAUAUCAUAAAUGUUCUUCACAAAAAUGAAUGUACAGAACAAAUGAUAAAUCUAUUAUUAUAUGAUAAUGCAGAUAUAAUAAAUAAAUUUUAUUUACAAAUAGUAAAUUACAAAGAUACACACGAACUUGUACAUAAUAUAAGUUACAUAUUUUUCUUUAGUAUUUAUAAAGUUCACAUUUUCUAUUAUAAAUAAUAAUAGGUAAAUGUGACGAAAUACA